Molecule: messenger RNA, 465 nt
Organism: Penicillium diatomitis
Lineage: Eukaryota; Fungi; Ascomycota; Eurotiomycetes; Eurotiales; Aspergillaceae
Gene: sod1
Product: superoxide dismutase SOD1
Exons: 5
Coding region: 1-465 (154 amino acids)
Biological process (GO): removal of superoxide radicals
Molecular function (GO): superoxide dismutase activity; copper ion binding
Source: RefSeq, a predicted model, not a curated record
AUGGUCAAGGCUGUUGCUGUCGUCCGCGGAGACUCCAAGGUCUCCGGCACCGUCACCUUCGAGCAGGCUGACGAGAAUGCCCCUACCACCAUCUCCUGGAACAUCACCGGCAACGACCCCAACGCCCAGCGUGGUUUCCACGUUCACCAGUUCGGUGACAACACCAACGGCUGCACCUCCGCUGGUCCUCACUUCAACCCCUUCGGCAAGACCCACGGUGCUCCCGAGGACUCUGAGCGUCACGUCGGUGACCUUGGCAACUUCCAGACCGAUGCCGAGGGUAACGCCGUCGGUUCCAAGCAGGACAAGCUCGUUAAGCUGAUCGGUGCUGAGAGUGUUCUCGGCCGCACUCUGGUCGUUCACGCCGGCACUGAUGACCUUGGUAAGGGUGACUCUGAGGAGUCCAAGAAGACUGGUAACGCUGGUCCCCGUCCUGCCUGCGGUGUCAUCGGUAUUGCCGCUUAA